AUGGGCUCGCCUACUGAGGACACAGCUGUGGGGGCAUCCGGAAUCCAGGCAGGCCUACUGCCCACUGCCCAUGAGCCAGGCUGGUCCAAAGCCUAUGGAAAAAGGCCCCAAGAGGCUGGAAUGGAGAAGCAAAGUCCCCAGUUUUAUGAGACUGAAACCCAGCCAGCACCACAGAACAGUGAUGAAAUGCUCUACUGUGAGGUUGAAGCCCUGCCAGUUGUUGUGAAACAGAAACCAGCCCGGGAGAGCUCAGAAACAGACCUUGAGAUGGAAGGUGAGAGUGGGCAUUCAGGGGCCUGCAAACUGUUGGGCGUCAUGCCCGUCUCUUAUUUUCUCCGGAACAUGGAGGAGUCCUACAUGAACCUCAACCACCACGGGCUGGGACCCAAUGGUACCAAGGCCAUUGCUAUAGCCCUGGUGUCCAACACAACUGUAAUCACCCUGGAGCUGGCAGACAAUUGUAUCAUGGAGCAAGGUGUGCUGAGCCUGAUGGAGCUGCUACAAGAGAACUACUACCUCCAGGAGAUGGUACUGUGCCCUGAGCUGCUGGUUCCUACCACCACAUCUGGUGGCUCAGAAACCACACGAGAUAAGCCAGAGGCCCCUGCCCCAGCCCAGGCUGACCUCCAGGCUUUCUGCAAUGAGUCUGGGGGCCCUUCUCCUCCAGAAGUGACUUCUCAGAGGAGGGCCAUGCAUCAGAUGCUGGCCAAGGGGACUGUGUUCCCUGUGGCUGUAGGUAACCCUAAGAAACCAUGUCUGUCUGGACCUCAUCAACUGAAUGCUCCCCAGCAUGAAGAAACCUCACCCUCCCUUGAACUCCCAGAGAAUCUCCAAUACGACUCUUAUCAAUUUCCAGUAUUGCCUUUAGACACAAGAAAUAACUUCAAGGAUGAAUCUGCAGAGCUGUUCCUACAGGCCCUGGCGGCCAAUUACCGAAUUAAGAUAGUGGAUCUCAGUCACAACCAAUUCUCUGAUAAGGGCGGGGAGCUCCUGGGACAGAUGCUGGCCCUCAAUGUAGGGCUCCUGUCACUGGAUCUGAGCUGGAACCACUUCUGCUCACGGGGAGCUGUGGCUUUGUGCAAUGGUCUCCGGGUUAAUAUGACCCUCAAGACACUGGAUCUCUCCAUGAAUGGCUUUGGAAACGAGGGGGCUGCAGCCCUAGGGGAGGUCCUCAGAUUCAACAGCUCUCUGGUCCACUUAGAUGUCAGCAGCAACAAUAUCAACAAUGACGGUGUCUCCAAAAUCAGCAAAGGACUGGAGUCCAACGACAGCCUCAAAUUUCUGAAGCUUUUCCUGAACCCUAUGAACAUGAAUGGGGCUAUUUUACUGAUCCUGUCCAUCAAGAGGAACCCCAAAUCCAAGAUGGAAAAGCUUGACAUUUCCAAUGUGCUGGUGUCCGAGCAGUUCAUGAAAAUCUUAGAUGGGGUGUAUGCUGUCCACCCCCAGCUGCAUGUGGUAUACAAGACAAAUAAGACUUCUGUCAAUAAAAUCAUCUUCCUGUGAACAAACCCUGUGAAACUGAUCUAG
Messenger RNA from Hipposideros armiger (great roundleaf bat), 1527 nucleotides. RefSeq names its product leucine rich repeat containing 74A (gene LRRC74A). Gene Ontology annotation, molecular function: protein binding. The record is from RefSeq and is a predicted model, not a curated record. Lineage: Eukaryota; Metazoa; Chordata; Mammalia; Chiroptera; Hipposideridae.